AUGCUUCGAACGCAAUAUCGUCAAAAUAAAUUAUGUCUGUACCAAAACGCGUCAUGACUGAAACUUGUAAAUCUAUUGUUUUGUAGCAAGAAAAAACGCGGCUACAGGUUCGAAAUAGCUGAAGAAGUCGGGUACAAAACGUUGACGAGCGCGCUUUUUUCCUUUUCUUUCAGCGCUCCCGGUUCUCUCCGUUUCCCACUUAUUUUGAAAGUUGACUAAAAAAUACCUUUUCUUGAAUAUAAGUUUCAUUCUCUCAAUAGCUUGGAAAAAACUUCCGAACGGCUCGAUGAAUUAUAAUGUGAAAGCCAUUUUUUUAAAACUCUUUAUCACUUUAAAAAUUCCACAUGCAGAAGCUAACAUAAAGCUUUCCAUCGGCCUGAGCUAUACAAGAAGUUUUUAUUUCUGAAAUAGAACUGUUCCAGUUGCCCUCCGUUCCAUUGAGCUUUGCCGCCGUUACUACGGCAAUCAAUCUGAACGGCAACGUACAAAAACUUCCUCAUUGGGCAGUUUUCUGCAAGCAGACGAAGAAAUAACCGGCGCCUCGAGUUGAGUCGUCCAGCCUAACUGCGAAGGUUGCGAUCGGCCGCCGGUCUGUCGGUUAUUAUACCACGCCAACCCAGGACCUCUUCAUCCUCAGAAGGUGAGUGACACAUAAUGAUGCGAUCCCGACGCGAGAAGCUUCUUCGUAUCGUUCCGCGCCACAGCCUCACUCUUUUUUUUGCUCUUGUUAUUGUUUCCACCUUAUCAUCGUCUGAGUACUAGAACGAAAUAACUUCCAAAUAAUGAAGAAACUGGAAAGUUCGCCAAGAUAUCUUCAGAAAAAGUUAUCUUCAAAAACCUUACGGAAGAUGAAAAAUCAUUUUUUUUUUUUUUGCGAAGAUGUCGACGUCUUUCUAAACUCCUUCCUUCAACCUUUGUAUAAGAAGAGCACUUUUUUGUUUUGCAAACAAAAAUUCAGAAUUAGAAUUUUGAGUUUUGGAAAAAAAAACUUUUCUGCUCUAUAAACUUAUUUCAGGAAAAAGACUUACAUUUAUCGGAUACUUCCUAUGCGAAAGCUCUUAUGGAUCGGGACGCUGUUCCCAACAGCAUUUGGUUUCAUUUUUGGCAAUCUUUUUGGUGAGUCUUAACGAAAUGUCUUUUUUUCGAACGAAUAUCUUCAGGAGGAGGCGGCGGAGGUUGUUCUUGUCAAUCUUCGUGCGGAGCUCCGCCACAGCCUCCCCAACUCGGAUGUCUUUGUCCGCCAGCCCCGAACCCUUGCCAAAGUCCGGCCUUUCAACCUGGUUCGUUCGGAAGAACACGUUCAUUAAAAAUUUCAAACGUUGACUAACAAUGAAAUAUUUAGCAUCUCAGCAAUUCGCACCCUUUCAAAUGCCUUCAUUCAACCUUCAACAACAGCCGCAGACUUCCUCGCAAAACUUCGUCCCUUUCAACCCAUCAGCCGUAGCUCCGCAACUUCAGCAGCCUAACUCCUACAGCUAUUCGCCGUGAGAAAUUAGAAGAAGAGCACAAAAAAGAGCUCCGAGUACAGGUCUUCCCCACCACAGCUGCCCUUGUCUCAAGUCUAUCCAACGAUUCCGUCACGAGCUCCAGAUUUUUCUCCGGCUCCGCAGUUUGUUCAACCUCAAAGACAAGUCAGAGAUGGAAGGUUACCAAUUUGAGCUGAAAUUCAGGAGUAUCAAACAUGGCCACCGAAGCGCCAAGUCCAAGUCCAACCCUCAUAUUCGAAUUUGAUUGUUGACAAUCAGCGUUAUAAAGCAGGUAACGAACUGGGAAAAGCUGCGGACACGACUCAAGGACCAGUCAGCAGCAACCAAAAGUUUGAGCAAAGGUGGGACUUUCCACAGGCCUUUGCACUCUUUUCAGUUCAGUUUGGCUCAAUCUGAACUGUCCCCACAUCCCGACACGGACUACGAAACGAAAGAGUUUAUAGACGACGUGAACCGAGUUGAAUCGGUUAGUUUUGAACCGAACGGAAUUUAAAGCGAAAAAUUCAUUUAAAUGGAAUAUUUGGAGUUUUCCAUAAAAUUAGUCAAACGUUCUUGGAAGUUCUUGAAGGCAAUUUCUCCAACGCCUGUAAUUACCAGAAACGCUAAAACAAUUUCGAAAGUUCUAUCUAUUACUAAGAAGAAGUAAAUCCAUAAAAAUCUUUGAAAAUCAAAAAAUUUACCAAUCCAGUAUAAUCACAGAUAUCAUUAGUUGCUCCAUUGUCGAUAAAAAUUAAAAAUCCAUCAUAAUAGUCUUGAUUCAAUCAGUUCUAUUCAAAGAGUGUACAUCAUCCAAAACAAAAAAAUUUUCCUUCGGAAAAAUGUAGUUGCUAAACAUUCUGAAUAGGAAGUUCCAACCAUAUUCUUAAAAUAUCCGCUUCAUUUCUCAAAAUUACCGAUCUUCGGUUUUACGAAGAAAAAAGCCCAAUUUUGACACGCGUUGACGCGUUCGCAAUUACACAGGACGCUUUUCACACGAUCAGGCUAGUUUUGGAAGUCGUGCAAAACUAGUUGUUGGACAUUUUUUCCCACCCGUCCGCCAAAAUUCUGAUUAAGCAGGCAAAGAACGGCGAGUCUCUUGAUACGGCGUUGCUCAGCGAGUACGAGAAGUACCAGCCGACGGAACCGCCGCCGACGUCUUCGGACGCUCGUUUCGGAGGCGGCAAUCCUCUUGAUGGUUCUGCUUCCCUCUUUAAAAAUGAUUGUUUUACUUUUUUCUAGAAAGUCAAGUCGAUGACAUUCACGAAACCUCUAUCACUACAACUGUGAAAAAUGUGGCACCGAAUUUCAAUGACCGAAACGAAGUCCGAACCACCGAAGUGAAGGUAGAAUUGUUCCUUCGUGAAGAAAAUCUUGUGUAUCGUUUCAGUUGACCGCCGAGAAAACAGAAGUCGAGCCUUACUCCACUAACACGGGCGGCACAAACGAUUCAGAAUGGCCCGUUUCUGCAGCGUUGCCACUUCCAACCACUGAAGUGGCCCCGAGAAAGUUCAAUAAAGAAGCUGGUAAGCGAAGAAGAUGUCCAUUCACUUUGAUGAUUUUCCAGCAAAGGUAACUUCCGAGAAAGAGACUACUGACAUUAGCCAAUCCGGUUACGAUUUUUCAGGUUUUCGUUUUUAAAAUAUCACCAAUCGAAUUAUUUCUUCAGAAACCUCAACAAAUCAUAACAUGGAAAACUCAGAGAAUAGCAUGUCCGAAGCUGCUUACAUACCCACGCGACCAACUUAUACCCAGCAAAAAUUUGAAAGUAAGAAUUAUUCCAAUUAUUUUGUUAAUUGAAUUUAUCCAGGCAGCACAACUUUUGCCAACUCCGAUGAUGGAAACUCUGACGGCGGAGAGAGCGAAUUCGGGGCUGGAUAUGGAGGUCCGAGAGAAGAACGAGCACACUCUGAUAAACAUCUCGAAAAGGCUUUCAUGGUUCAUUCUUCUUUCUCUUUUUCCUAAAAGUAGUGUUCCCAAAUUCUUAUGAGCGCCGAAAAGUUUUAGUUUUUGAAAAAUAAUUUUUCAAAAUUCGCGUUUACCAAAAAAAGAACAAACGGAUACGUUCAUUGAACACUCUUUGAAUGAUUUCAUGGCAAAUACCAGAAGAAAUCCCAAACUUACUCCUCACGCGGAGUAUUUAAUGAUUUUCAAGUUUUAAUCUCUACAGAAAAAGAUCAAGAAAGAAACGCAACCCGUUUUGCCACGCAACGAGCAGCAAAAACUGCUUGACGGACACGGCUUGACUCAUUGGAAGGUAUUUAUUCUUCGUUGUUCGGACCGAACGGACAGUAAGUUCAGCCGGCACAGAAGACGAGAGACAUGAGGACUUCCUCGAAAUGCAACAACCUCAAACUGAUGCAAAUCAUGCACGAUGUAAGUUUAUCUGUCUUUUCAAAAUGCUGAGCAAUACCUUAUCAAGCAUCGUUUGAAAAUAAAAAACUUCCCGAAAAGAAACCUAAUUCGCUUCAAAAAUCUUCUCACACUGUGUGUUCUACGCGAGUUGGUCACUUUUUCAAAGAGCAGUAGAAAAAACUACAAAAAACACAGCUUGUUUUUACACUGUUUCUCAAUAAAGUACAAAAAGAUAGAAAUUAUUGAGAAAGAAGUGAAGAGAAAUAGUUAGUAAUAAAGGCGAUUCACGGCUAGCUUGGGACGUUAAGGGGGCGUGUCUGCGCUCUCCACGAACCAGGCAAUGUCUCUUUUCUUAUCGCGUCAGGAUCCUUUAUUCGAUGGCUCAAGCCAGCCGUGAAUCAGCUAUGAAACCAUUUCGAUUCGAAGCGUUGAAAAUUUGAUCUAAUUUGAUCUAACAUGGAAUUUUCAGAAGAUGACGUCAUCGCCGUCAGUUUCGAAGCAGAUGAUCUACUCGGCAGCCAGCGACGCCUUCCCUGACCGGAAUGUUGACGUCAUCUGCUCUCGUCACUCUUUCUCCUACAUCGUAGUGACGUCACCUAUCUUCUGCGAACACCGGAAAAGGCCGCUCACCUGCUUUGCCUUUUUCCAGCCCUGA
Molecule: messenger RNA, 4473 nt
Organism: Caenorhabditis auriculariae
Lineage: Eukaryota; Metazoa; Nematoda; Chromadorea; Rhabditida; Rhabditidae
Source: the annotation of a GenBank genome assembly